AAGUCAGAUAUCGGAUCUACUUGCUUUCGAUCAAUGGACCUCAAUCAUUUCUUCAUCCGACGGUCUCAAAAGCAGACGGUUCAUCGUUUUCUCUCUCUCCUGCCAGUUGCCAUGGCAUCGUCGGCCAUUGAGGACAUCUUCGAAUCCUCCCUAAACCUCGAGGAACGCCACCUCCAGAAAGGGUACAACGAAGGCUACAACGACGGAUUGGCCUCCGGCAAGGAAGAAGGAAGGGAGGUGGGUUUGAAGGUUGGAUUCGAGGUCGGGGAAGAGUUGGGUUUCUACAAGGGGUGCGUGGAGGUGUGGAAGGCAGCGUUCGAGAUCUGCCCAGAUGGUUUCUCUGCUAGAGUCCAGCGGAACGUGAAACAAAUGGCGGAACUGAUCGAGCGAUACCCAAUCCUGGAGCCCGAAAAUGAAGGGGUUCAGGAUCUGAUGGAUGCUCUAAGGACAAAGUUCAAGGCUGUCUCGGCAAUGCUUUCGGUUCGUCUAGGGUACCAAGGAUUCCCUGGACUGAAGGCAGAGGAUAAGGCCGGGUUUUGAGAUGGAAGGAAGUUGAGAAGACUUCCCCAAUUUUUUGAGGGGAAUCGGUUCGGAUGGCAUGAUGUAACUUCUUAAACGAUUUAUGUGUGUGUUUUUCUGAUGAUGGGAAUUAUCUUUGUACCCAAGUGGAAAUCUGGUUCUAGUUUUGGGUACUUGAGUUUGGUGGACGUUUUUCUAAUGUUUGGUAUGAUAAAAGGACCUUCUUUGUUCUUAUCUCUGUAAAUUGUUGUAGCGAAUGUUAAUCUGUUAAAUUGAAUACUGA
Molecule: messenger RNA, 802 nt
Organism: Nymphaea colorata (pocket water lily)
Lineage: Eukaryota; Viridiplantae; Streptophyta; Magnoliopsida; Nymphaeales; Nymphaeaceae
Exons: 1
Coding region: 34-540 (168 amino acids)
Source: RefSeq, a predicted model, not a curated record